Spathaspora passalidarum NRRL Y-27907 is the source of this 4205-nucleotide messenger RNA. It is a transcript of the gene ADE6, whose product is annotated as phosphoribosylformylglycinamidine synthase. Gene Ontology annotation, biological process: 'de novo' IMP biosynthetic process. The transcript has a single exon. Gene Ontology annotation, molecular function: phosphoribosylformylglycinamidine synthase activity. NCBI's taxonomy places the organism in Eukaryota, Fungi, Ascomycota, Pichiomycetes, Serinales, Debaryomycetaceae. Bases 119 to 4138 code for a protein of 1339 amino acids. The record is from RefSeq and is a predicted model, not a curated record.
ACCAGAUCCCCUCCCCUAAAAACUAUCCAAAAAACAACCAACUUCAAGCGCUUCCUUCCUUCUUUCACUUCCGAGGAUCCACUAUUAGUUAUUUCAACAGGUUUUACUUUCUACUACCAUGAGUAACUUUCUAAUUUUGCCAGGUCCUAAGGCCUUAUCCUCAUUUAGAGUCAACAACUUUAUUCAAGAAAUUGAAAAGAAAGUUAACCAAACUGGGGCUAUUGAAGCAGUUGCCACUUCAUAUACCCAUUAUGUUUCUUUGAAACAACAGUUAUCUGAUAAACAAUUGCAAUUGCUCAAGAUAUUGUUGACCUACGACACCCCCACUGAUGCAGAAAACAAAUUGAGUCAACAAUUGGUCAAGUACUCUACCAUAAGCGGCGACGAAGACACCUCUGCUAUUCAAUUAGAUGACACUACUUAUUUGGUUCAAGUCUUGCCAAGACCAGGUACCAUUUCCCCAUGGUCUUCCAAGGCUACUGAUAUCGCCCAAAUUUGUGGAUUAAGUGACCAAAUUGAAAGAAUUGAACGUGGAUUAUCUUUGAUAAUCAAGACUAAACCAGGUUUCAACUUGGGACAAUUCUUGACUGCCGGUGGCGAAAUUUUAACUUCUGUAUUUGAUAGAAUGACUCAAACCCUUUACUUGGGUGCAAAUGCUCCAAAGUACAAUGACUUGUUUGCUCAUCACAGUCCAAAGCCAUUGGUUACUGUUGACAUUAUUUCUAACAAGGAAAACUUGAACAAGGCAAACAAAGAAUUAGGUUUAGCUUUAGAUUCCGGUGAAAUUCAAUAUUUGAUCAAUGCAUUCACCGAAGUUAUUGGUCGUAACCCAACCGAUGUUGAAUUAUUCAUGUUCGCUCAAGUUAACUCUGAGCAUUGUCGUCACAAGAUUUUCAAUGCUGAUUGGACCAUUGACAAUGUCAAGAAGGAUUUGUCUUUGUUUAAGAUGAUUAGAAACACCCACCAAAAGAACCCAUUAUACACAAUUUCUGCUUAUUCUGACAAUGCUGCUGUUUUUGAAGGUCCAGAAGGUUAUGUAUUUGCUCCAGAUUUCAACACUAAACAAUGGAAGUCGAUUAGGGAAAAAGUUCACACAUUAGUUAAAGUUGAAACCCAUAACCAUCCAACUGCUGUUUCUCCAUUUGCCGGUGCCGCUACUGGUUCUGGUGGUGAAAUUAGAGAUGAAGGUGCUGUUGGUAGAGGUUCUAAAUCGAAGGCUGGUUUAGCUGGUUUUUCGGUGGCUGAUUUGAAUAUCCCAACUUUACCACAACCAUGGGAAAGAAAUGUUGGUAAACCAAACCAUAUUGCUUCUUCUUUGGAUAUCAUGAUUGAAGCUCCAAUCGGUUCUGCUGCUUUCAAUAACGAAUUCGGUAGACCUGCCAUUAACGGUUAUUUCAGAACCUUAACUACUGAAGUUGAAAAUAGUAAAGGUGAAACUGAAAUCAGAGGUUUCCAUAAGCCAAUCAUGUUGGCUGGUGGUAUGGGUGCCAUUAGACCAGAUUUGGCCCUUAAGAAUGUCAAGAUUACCCCAGGUGCUAAAUUGAUUGUUCUUGGUGGUCAAUCCAUGUUGAUUGGUUUAGGUGGUGGUGCUGCCUCUUCCAUUUCUUCUGGUGAAGGUUCUGCUGAUUUAGAUUUUGCUUCUGUUCAAAGAGGUAAUCCAGAAAUCCAGAGAAGAGCUCAACAAGUUAUUGACGCUUGUGUUUCCUUAGGUAAGGAUGGUAACCCAAUUCAAUCUAUCCAUGAUGUUGGUGCUGGUGGGUUAUCUAACGCUUUACCUGAAUUAGUUCAUGACAACGACUUGGGUGCUAAAUUCGAAUUAAGAUCAAUCUUAUCUCUUGAACCAGGUAUGUCUCCUAUGGAAAUCUGGUGUAACGAAUCUCAAGAAAGAUAUGUCUUGGGUGUUGCUCCUGAAAACUUGGAAUUGUUUGCUGGUAUCUGUGAACGUGAAAGAGCUCCAUUUGCUGUUGUUGGUGAAGCUACCGAAGAGCAAAGAUUAAUUUUGACUGAUUCAUUAUUAAAGACCACUCCUAUUGAUUUGGAAAUGUCCGUAUUAUUCGGUAAACCACCAAAAAUGUCAAGAACUGCCAUUACCCAAAAUUUAAACUUGAAGCCAUUCUCCACUAAUGACUUAGACGUUUCAGAAUCAAUUUCCCGUGUUUUACAAUUACCUUCUGUUGGUUCCAAAAAUUUCUUAAUUACCAUUGGUGAUAGAUUUAUUACUGGGUUAGUUGACCGUGAUCAAAUGGUUGGUCCAUGGCAAGUUCCAGUUGCUGAUGUUGGUGUCACUGCUACCUCAUUGGGUGAAACCGUUUUAGCUACUGGUGAAGCCAUGGCUAUGGGAGAAAAGCCAACUUUGGCUUUAAUUUCUGCUAGUAGUUCUGCCAAGAUGUGUGUUGCUGAAUCACUUUUGAACAUUUUUGCAGCUGAUAUUCCUUCAUUGGGUCAUGUUAAAUUAUCUGCCAACUGGAUGUCUGCUGCUUCUCAUGAUGGAGAGGGUGCCAAAUUAUAUGAAGCUGUUCAAGCUAUCGGUUUAGACUUAUGUCCAGAUUUGGGUAUUUCGAUUCCUGUCGGUAAGGAUUCCAUGUCUAUGAAGAUGAAAUGGGAUGACAAGGAAGUCACUGCCCCAUUGGCAUUGACCAUUACUUCUUUUGCUCCAGUUGACAACACUUCCAACACUUGGACUCCAUACUUGCAACCAGUUGAAGAUUCAGUUUUGGUUUUGGUUGACUUGGCCGCUAAGGUCAAGAAGGCUUUGGGUGGUUCUGCUUUAGCUCAAGUUUACAAGCAAGUUGGUGAUGCUGCUCCAACUGUCCAUUCUCACCAAAUCUUGAAAUCAUUCUUGCAAACAUUAGUUGUCUUGCACAAGAAAUUUGAUGUUUUAGCAUACCAUGACAGAUCUGAAGGUGGUUUAAUCACCACUGCUGUUGAAAUGGCGUUUGCUUCUAGAUCAGGUUUGGACUUGACUAUCCAAGGUGAAGAUUUGUUUACUGAAUUGUUUAAUGAAGAAUUAGGUGCUGUUUUCCAAAUUAGAAGUUCUGAAUAUGAACAAUUUAAGGAAAUUUUCGCUACCAACGGUAUCUCCAGUGAAUACAUCUCCACUAUUGGUAAACCAAACUUCCAAGCUCAAACUGUCAAUGUUGCAUUCAAUGGUCAACAAGUUUAUGAAUCUACUCGUGGCCACUUACAACAAUUGUGGAGUAACACUUCAUACCACAUUCAAAAAUUGAGAGAUAAUCCAGAAACUUCUACUCAAGAAUACCAAGCUAUUUCUGACGACAAGGAUCCAGGUUUAUCUUACCAAUUAACCUUCAACCCAUCGGAAGCUAAGGAAUUCUCACGUAAACCAAAGGUUGCCAUUUUAAGAGAACAAGGGGUCAACUCUCAACAAGAAAUGGCCUGGUCAUUCCAACAAGCUGGAUUCGACGUUUAUGAUGUCACCAUGACUGAUAUUUUAGAGAACAGAGUCUCCUUAGACGAUUUCGUUGGUUUAGCUGCAUGUGGUGGUUUCUCAUAUGGUGAUGUUUUGGGUGCUGGUGCCGGUUGGGCCAAGUCAGUCUUGUUCCAUGAAAAGACCCGUAAUGAAUUCAAGAAGUUCUUCCAAGAUAGAACUGACACUUUUGCAUUUGGUGCUUGUAAUGGUUGUCAGUUUUUCAGUAGAAUUGCUGAAUUGAUUCCAGGUACUGAAAACUGGCCAACUUUUGAACGUAACUUGUCAGAACAAUAUGAAGCUAGAUUCGUUAUGGUUGAAGUUGAGGCUUCCGAAAAGAACAAUUCUAUCUUCUUGCAGAAGAUGAAGGGAUCUAAAUUACCAAUUGCUGUUGCCCAUGGUGAAGGUAGAGCACAAUUUAAAUCUAGUGAGACCCAAGCUAGAUUUCACAGUGAUGUUAUAAACUACGUUGACAAUUAUGGUAAAGUCACUGAACAAUACCCAUUCAAUCCAAAUGGUUCUCCAAAUGGUAUUGCUGGUAUUUCUAACGCCAACGGUAGAGUUUUAGCAAUGAUGCCUCAUCCAGAAAGAGUUACCAGAAAAGAAUCCAACUCUUAUUACCCUGUUGAACAAGGUAAACAAUGGGGUGUUCAUGGACCUUGGAUCCAAUUGUUUAGAUCUGCCAGAGAAUGGGUUGGCGAUAACUUUUAAUAGUACAGUUUGAAUUAUAUAUUGUUUGUAUAGUAUGUUUUUAAAAAUAUAAAGUUUUAAGAAUCAU